This is a messenger RNA of Mobula hypostoma (lesser devil ray), 5309 nucleotides long. RefSeq names its product ubiquitin-conjugating enzyme E2G 1b (UBC7 homolog, yeast) (gene ube2g1b). The transcript is spliced from 6 exons. Bases 184 to 693 code for a protein of 169 amino acids. Gene Ontology annotation, biological process: protein polyubiquitination; ubiquitin-dependent protein catabolic process. NCBI's taxonomy places the organism in Eukaryota, Metazoa, Chordata, Chondrichthyes, Myliobatiformes, Myliobatidae. Gene Ontology annotation, molecular function: ubiquitin conjugating enzyme activity. The record is from RefSeq and is a predicted model, not a curated record.
CCAGAUGCCGGAGCGGGAGGCGGCGCCGGAGGAGCCUCACAGGCCGUGGCCUCAGCCUGAAGGUGGGGACAGUGAGGGCCCGCUGAAUGUGGAGCGGCUGCUCCUUACCGUCUAUCUCACCCACCUGCUUUACUUUUACUACGUGUUUGCUAUACUUUAUCUGUGCUGAUUCUGACAUCAGUAAUGACCGACCAGUCCGCUCUGCUCCUCAGGAAACAGCUGGCAGAACUAAACAAGAAUCCAGUGGAUGGAUUUUCUGCCGGAUUAAUAGAUGAUGACGACAUAUACCGAUGGGAAGUUGUUAUCAUUGGCCCACCAGAUACUCUUUUUGAGGGUGGAUUCUUCAAAGCUCACCUGACUUUUCCCAAUGACUAUCCUUUGCGGCCUCCAAAGAUGAAUUUCAUCACAGAAAUCUGGCAUCCAAAUGUUGGCAAGAAUGGUGAUGUAUGCAUUUCAAUCCUGCAUGAGCCUGGUGAGGAUAAAUUUGGCUAUGAGAAGCCGGAGGAACGUUGGCUACCCAUUCACACUGUCGAAACUAUUCUCAUCAGCGUCAUCUCUAUGCUUGCCGAUCCCAACAGUGACUCACCUGCUAAUGUUGAUGCUGCAAAAGAAUGGCGAGAUGAUCCUUAUGGUGAAUUCAAGAAAAAAGUUGCUCGGUGUGUAAGAAAAAGUCAAGAAAUGGCAUUUGAGUAAAUUCUUCUUCCAACUUUGUGGAGUCAUGAGAGAGAACGUACCUCUCUUCUCACAAUCGCUGCCCAUUACACAAUGGAUGGUAGCCUGCAGCUCAGAAUUGUACGCGAAUACGCUCGGAUACAAAAAAAAGCCCUCUCCCCAGAGAAAUGCCCACUCAGAAGAACUGUGACCCUGCAACUGACAUCAACAAAAAAAGUUCAAUAUACCUUAAGUUUCAUCUGUUAUUUUCUACUCUUGCCAUGAAUUAUUUUUAUAUGUUUAAGUAUAUUUUGGACUGCUGGGGAAUCUGUUGUGUUAAGUGAGGCUUGUCUUUGUACUUCUUAAGAUUGCUGCUGUGUUUGCCUAAAAGUAAUUCACUGAAUCAUUAUAUCGCAUUAUGCAAAAAAAAAUCAUCUGGAUACAGUAAUGGUUCAGGGCUCAGGGCAAUUAGUGAUGAUGCAAAUUACCUUCCAAGUUCUCCUUUAAGCCAUUUUAUUGCUGUAGCAGUUUCAGGAAGUGCAGAGGUAGUUGACAUUACUGCAUUUGCCAUAUAUUUGAAAAUUAUAUGCAAGACCUAUUUUUGCUUUAUGUAUAUAUUUAGAAUAUAAUAAGGAGACAGAUGGGAUGUUAAUAGCUAUGUUUCUUGCUAAAAAUAUGAUGGUAAAACUAUUCAUCUUUAACUCUUACAUUAUUUCCAUAUUUGUUCUGAGCCUAAUAAACCAAAUUAAUUGUAGAAAUGGUUUGUGUCACUAAUAGUUCUGUCUGUCAAAAUCAUAAAAGCAUGAAUAUAACAAGGCAGACAAAACGAGUGGCAAAUGCAGUUAUAAAAACUCCAAGAUUAAUUUGGAAUUUCAGUAUUUUAAAAUACAAAUCGAUUUUGAUUCAAAUGGAAAACUAAUCCAAAAUGAAUUGAAUUUUGAAAUUAAAAUUAAUUAUAUAUUUUUAAACAGAUUGGAUUUAUUUUAAAACUGAGGAAUAUUAGAUAGAGCUACAGAGUUUUUUUUUCCUCACUUGCAGUGUGCCAGCUUAGUAAAAUGCUCUUUCAAAUUUGAUGGUUUUUGGAUUUUAAAUUUGAACUCCUAUAGUCUACCUUUUCAGAGCACCAACUGAGACAGCAGUGUCCUGAAUGGAUCUUUAAAUGUAAGGCUGAUCUGAAAAACCAAUUACAUAUUUAUAGUGCAACAGGACAUUUGACUCAAGUGGUGAAUAGCAGUGUUUUCCAUUGCUAGCUCAACUGGACUUCUGAGAUUGCAUAUUAUUUGGAGAGGCAGUCUAGCUAUUAUUCCUCUCUAAUCAAACACUGCAGUUACGUUGAACAACGUUUAUUAGUAUUUGAAACUGUGCUUAUGCAAAGUAGGCUCCCUUGUCAGUUAUACCAUUUGUCAAUUUUUAUUUGUGCAUUCAUUAAUGAAUGUUCAACUUCUCUGUGUACACUUACUUUAAUCUUAAUAUUUCUGAUGAGGGAACUGCCUUUAUCCUAGAAACUUUUCUACUCGUAGAAAAGGUUCAAGCUAUUCUGGAAAAUGUUAUCUGUUUCCAAAUUAUUGAUAUUUUUCAACAGUAAAACAGAAUUCACUCUUGAUCCUAAUGUUUCUCCUCAUAAUUAUUCUCCCACCACUCCUGUGUUCUCUUGUGUGUUCUGACACUUUGACAUCAAUUCUUAAAGCAGUCUUCAACACCCGAAAAACUCCAUGGCAAGACCAACUUAAUCAAAUGUAUUAUACCACAUUUCUCUGCUCUCCACUGCUACCAUAAAACACUAUUGGUCUUGUCUCAAUCUGUCUAGAGUCAUUUUGAUUAUUGAACUGAAACCUUGUGGCACUACUCAUCCAGUGAAUGUGAAUUUUUGACUUUCCAAAAUGUUAGUUUCAUCUCGCAACAGUGAAUUGCGUCUAGCACAAUAACUCUUUUUUUUGAGUCCUAAAAUUAAAGUGUAUAGAUGCUGGAAAUACAAGUUUGUGCAAUAUUUUGACAUUGUUUCUAGUUGACUGACUUUUCAAAAUGUAUCUAGCAAUGAAACCUGAAUCCAACUGAUAUUAUUACUGGAACUCAGUUUCCUGACCAUGGUCUGCUACGUGCUGCUGCAUUUCCAAUUGUACUUCUCUAUUUUUCUAAAAGCAGGCCUUUUGAAAACUCUCAUGCUGCACCCACUUCAUUUUUACCUAAUUGCCUUACAUAAAAAAACGUCAAGUUGGACAUGACUAUUUAGUGAAUCUGUUGUCUGUCCUUGUUUGAUUCAGCCACUUCCAAAUGCUUUUUAAAAUUUGACCCUGAACUAAGGAUUCUAAGAGGUAUCAGGCUGUCCUUGGUUAACUGAUUUAUUUUCUGUCCUUGAACUUUGAAUUGAGCCCAGAGCUUUCUUUUGUACUACUACCUUGCGUACAGCAGGGAGUAUUCUAUUUCCUCUAUGCAUUCUUUCCUACCAUUUGUGGACUCUGCUAUUUAUCUCCUCUAUAUAAUUUUUAACCUGAGUUUUUUUCAUGUUAUCUAUUUAAGAAAUCUUAUUUUUAGAUUUGAAAGCAGUGACCAAAUGAGUGGGACAUGGUUAACCAAGGUAGUUGUGAUGUAUUAAAGAAUACUUCUAUUAGGUAAAAUCUUCUAGCGAUAAGUUUUAUCGCAGGACAUUGAAAAGAUGGUUAAGAUUACUUCAAAUUACAAUGUAUAAACUAUCGUGAAUUUACUCAGUACCAAUAGCAGCAGGUAGUCUACAAAUCAGAACUAGUCAUUACUUCCAACAAUGCCUUAUUAUUGUAGUCUUAUUAAUCUUAUAGCAGCCAGGAUUUUUUUUAGAAUAAUCCUAUGGGAGAGUGUUUGCCCAUGGAUUAAAAAUGCCAAGAUUAAGCUAAGCAUACAUUUGGAAGAACAUUUGGUACAUUGAGAGACAAUAGAUAGGAUCACCACCAAUUUCAGUUAAUCAUGCAUUUCUCCUCCUCCUGUUGAUCAGUGCCUUUAGUUUAACAGACCAACUGUUGAGAUCUCCCUCCCCAAAACCAGUCACAGCCCUCAAGAUCUUUAAACCUCACCUUUUUGGCCGAACAUUUUGGUUAUUUCUCCUUUCACAUGCUCUUUAUCUUCAGUACAUAAAUUAAGUACCUUGAGAUAUUUUCCAUAUUAAAAAUUCAUCAUAAUGCAAGUUCAUUAUUUUUAUUCUAUUCCAGCGGGAUUAAAGUGUAAGGAUUAUGCUUAUAUUUGCUCAAAUAAAAUGGGUACAUUUAAUUAAGUCUUAAAAGUUAAAUUUACAAAGCCAGCUCCGGUUUAUAUUUUUUUAAAAAAUGCAUCUACAUGCAGCAAAUGUAUUUACAAUUAUCAAGUGUAAGGGACUAAAGUGACUGUUACUCUGGACACUCGUGCAUGUAACCUUAUGAAAUUUACCUGGAUAAUGAGGAAUAAAGCUUUUGUUGCAAGGACUGCUGUAUGUAAGCAUUUACUUAUCGGUAUUAGCGAGAGCUCUCCAAUUAUUAUUGGCUAGCCAGUUGCAUUUUAAUCACAUGGGUUCCUACGAAUUUGUUUAAUACAUACAGCCAGUUUAUCCUCAUGGUUCAGCUGAACAUGACUGGCUUCAACUCCACUUUGCCUGAAUUCCAUAACCCUCUAUUUCCCUUAUAAUUCAAACCACCUUAACUCUCAGGAAAAUAUUAAAUGGAUUUCAUCCUAAGACCAUGCUCUUCUUGAUUGCCCCUACCAAGAAACCAACUUCAUUUACCCUGUCAAGCCAACUGAAAAUUGGCAGAAAAUAUAGGCCAAAUAUUCUUCAUAGGUCAAUCACAUCAUUCUGGAAGUCCACCCAGUGAAUCUCUGCUGUGAUGCCUUCGUGGCAAGUAUAUCCUUUCUUAAAUGAGACAAAACAAAUUUCAAGUCUUACACUUUUAGCAACUUCGCUACUUACUCCAACCUGUUUGCAAUAAGAGCAACUUUCUAAGAGUGUACCUAUAUGUCAAUAGUUUUUCUGUAUAAAGGUUUGUAGGUACUCUGAUCACCAAGUCUUACACUUCCAUAUUCUGCUUUUCGAUUCUUCCUACCAAGGUCGGGUUUGGAGUUGUGUCUUGUUUUGUGGCAGCAAUACAGUGAAGGCAUAACAAAUUACUAAAAGUUACAAUUUCAAUAAAUAGUGCAAAAGGAAUAAUUAGGUAGUGUUCAUGGACCGUUCAAAAAUCUGAUGGCGAAGGAGUAGAAGCUAUUCCUGAAACAAUGAGUGUGCAUCUUCGGGCUCCUGUACCUCCUCCCUGAUGGUGGUAACGAGAUGAGGGCAUGUCCCAAACAAAAUCACUAACUUCCUCAGGUUAUAUCACUCCUUGGUCCAUUGUGCAGAACUCAUUUGCCGUCUGUCUCCUGAUUUUAACUUCUUUGUAUCAUCAGCAAACCAGGCUACAAAAUACUUAGUCCAUUCAUUCAAGUCAUGUAGUUGUAAGUAGCUAUGGCCAGAAUAUUAAUUCCUGUGGCAACCCAAUAGCCACAGCUUGUCAUUUUGAAAUUGACCCAUGUUUCAGUACGCUGUAUUGUCACCUACCCAAUCCUCUUAUUAAUGUUAAUACCUAACCUUAUAUUACCAUGAACCUUUGUGCAGUAAUGUUUUAUGUAACAACUUACUAAGUAUAAAUGUACCACAUUGACUGGUUUCCUUCUGUUCAUGGUGAUUA